Messenger RNA from Nipponia nippon (crested ibis), 1324 nucleotides. NCBI's taxonomy places the organism in Eukaryota, Metazoa, Chordata, Aves, Pelecaniformes, Threskiornithidae. The record is from RefSeq and is a predicted model, not a curated record.
AUGUCGUCUUCUUGGUAUGUGCCAUGUCUAGCUUCACUUGAGACCCUCCAAGAAUUAUGUAGGAAGGAAAAUCUCAGAUGUAAAUCCAUUGGAAUCACCAACAGGAAUCUAAAGAGUUAUGAGGUGGAAUAUUUGUGUGACUACAAGGUAGAAGAGGGCACAGAAUACUAUCUUGUGAAAUGGAAAGGAUGGCCAGAAUCUUCAAAUACUUGGGAACCUCAGAAAAAUCUGAAAUGCCCAUUGCUUCUUCAAAACUUUCUUAGUGACAAGAAUGAAUACUUGUCUCGGGUGAGAGAAGGCAAAGCACUGAAAGUGAGAAACCAUGUUAAAGCUUUGAAACCUGCGGUUGCAGAUUACAUUGUAAAGAAGGCUAAGCAAAGAAUAGCUCUGCAGAGGUGGAAAGAAGAACUCAACAGGAAAAAGAAUCAUAAAGCAAUGAUUCUGGUAGAAAACACUGUGGAUCUUGAAGGCCCUCCUUUAGACUUCUACUACAUUAAUGAGUAUAAACCUGCUCCGGGAAUAAAUGUAAUAAAUGGAAUAACGACUGGCUGUGAAUGCGCUGACUGCCCUGCUGAGAAGUGCUGUCCAAAGGAGGCUGGAUUUAUUUUGGCUUACAAUAAACGAAAGAAGUUGAAAAUCCAGCCCGGCUUGCCCAUCUACGAAUGCAAUUCGUUUUGUAGGUGUGGGCCUGACUGCCCUAAUAGGAUAGUGCAGAAAGGUACACCGUAUUCUCUUUGCAUCUUCAGAACUAACAAUGGCCGUGGCUGGGGAGUAAAAACCCUCCAGAAAAUUAAAACCAACAGUUUUGUGAUGGAGUAUGUUGGAGAGGUGAUUACAAGUGAGGAAGCAGAGAGACGAGGCCAGCUCUAUGACAACCAGGGAAAUACAUACUUGUUUGAUUUGGACUAUGACUCAGACGAGUUUACAGUAGAUGCAGCUCGAUAUGGAAAUGUGUCCCACUUUGUGAAUCACAGCUGUGAUCCAAAUCUUCAAGUCUUCAAUGUGUUUAUUGAUAACCUCGACUUGCGUCUUCCUCGAAUAGCGCUGUUUUCUACACGAACCAUCAAGGCUGGAGAAGAGCUAACCUUUGACUAUCAGAUGAAAGGUUCAAUAGAUCUGACUUCAGACUCUGCUGAUGGUCUUAGCCCAUCCAGAAAGAGGAUCAGAACUGUCUGUAAAUGCGGAGCUGUGUGUUGCAGAGGUUAUCUCAACUGAGUUCGGGUAUCCAAAGUCACAAUUACUUUGUUCUCUUUUAAAUGUGUUUUAAGAAGACUCUUCUUUCACACAUAUUCAAGUAUUCUUGCAUCUAAUGUAAAUAAGUACA